Messenger RNA from Cloeon dipterum, 942 nucleotides. RefSeq lists its product as uncharacterized. The transcript has 4 exons. Lineage: Eukaryota; Metazoa; Arthropoda; Insecta; Ephemeroptera; Baetidae. The record is from RefSeq and is a predicted model, not a curated record. Bases 1 to 942 code for a protein of 313 amino acids.
AUGCCACCAAAGAAGAUAGUAUUUUUUGCUUUCAUUUCAGCCUUCUUUAACGAUGGCUGCGUGGUUUUGGCUGACUUUGCUGCUUUGCCUGUCGGGAGCAAUGAUUGGGAGUGCGGUUUCAACACGGAGCAGCAAUUGCACGCAUUCAUCGGACUCUGUCAACCUCAGUACCUGGCAAUCUACGGUCAGAGACUCUUCAUCAGUCUAGAACUGCGUACUGGAGCCUCGACCUUAGUUUGGCUGCCAAUCAGCACUGAACACAAGUCGUCUCCACCGCCAAAACUUGUACCGUUUCAGCCGAAGAAUUCUAUCGACAUGGGCGAGUGUAACACCAUUUCGAGCCCCAGGGGCUUGGAAGUCGAUCCACUCGGCCGCAUCUGGGUGCUAGACAACGGUAAUAAGGAUUGUCCGGCAAAGCUCUGGAUUUGCAAUCUCGCCAACAGCGACGAGACCAUUAAAGUACAUCAGUUCCCUGACACGGUCUUCUCUAGCAAUAAAAAGGAGCUGGGUGAGGUGGUAUUGGACAAGACGCAGGAUAAUUGGUUUGCGUACAUCACGAACAAAGAUUCUAAGCACCUUAUCCUGUUUGAUCUGAACAUGAACAAUUUUUGGACCGUGCAAUUCCCGUGGAAAAAAGUUGGAGUCCUUGCCAUUAACCCCAAAAAUGAACAACUGUACCUCAGCCAGCACGACUCCCAAGAACUUUAUGCGAUUCCUGUGGUUGACUUAAGGGAUGGAAGUCAAAAUAAGAAUUGGAAACGAAUCGGCUCCUGGCCUGAUAAUUCUUGCACUAAAAUGCAAUUUGACAGUGCUGGAGUUCUCUAUGCUGCCUUUCUUCCUAAGAGCCGUCAGGGCUUUGUCGAGUACGCCAUCGCUGAUGACGUAAUUGUAGGCUCUGAUCUGAAGCAAAAAUGCUUUUUUAAGCUUUUAAGUGUUUUCUGA